This is a messenger RNA of Wallemia mellicola CBS 633.66, 1453 nucleotides long. RefSeq names its product glycine cleavage system T protein. Gene Ontology annotation, molecular function: protein binding; aminomethyltransferase activity. The transcript has 5 exons. NCBI's taxonomy places the organism in Eukaryota, Fungi, Basidiomycota, Wallemiomycetes, Wallemiales, Wallemiaceae. The record is from RefSeq and is a predicted model, not a curated record. Gene Ontology annotation, biological process: glycine catabolic process. Gene Ontology annotation, cellular component: mitochondrion. The coding region runs from base 5 to 1192 and encodes 395 amino acids.
AACAAUGAAGUUAUCGGGAAUUCUAUGCAACACAAUAAAGAAAACACCUUUAUAUGAUUGGCAUAUUGCACGUGGCGCUCAAAUGGUUCCGUUUGCUGGAUGGUCCAUGCCGCUUCAGUAUAAAGCUAUGGGACAGGUUGAUGCACACAACCAUGUACGUAAACAAGCAGGUUUAUUCGACGUAUCACAUAUGCAGCAAAUUAUCUUAAAACAACCAAAAUCAUCGAACUUCAUACAUUCCAUCUUACCGGUAUCUUACAACCAGCUGACCAACACAGGGUCAUACAGCCUCAUAUUAACCGAGGAAGGCGGUAUAGUUGAUGACUGUAUACUUACUAAAUGGUCAGAUGAAUCUUGGUAUUUAGUUACAAACGCAGCUAGAUCGAAAGAAGUUGCAAAUUGGUUAACCAACCAGCAAGGAAGAUACCAAGAUGAAACUGGAGAAAGUAUCAGCAUUGAUUAUUUAGAAUCUAAGAAACAAGCUUUGUUAGCGUUACAAGGACCGAAAGCUGCAGAAGUUCUCGCUAGACAUUCUGAAACAUCACUUAAGGAACUUUAUUUUGGCAACGUCAGUCAAAAUCUCAGAUUAAGUGGUGGUGCAAACGUACACAUUGCUAGAAGUGGUUACACAGGUGAAGACGGUUUUGAAAUUUCAGUAGAGGAGAGAGAUGCUGUAGCUAUAGCUGACAUGCUCGCCGAUGGCAACCCAACAAUCCCAAUAGGUUUGGGUGCCAGAGACAGUCUUCGUUUAGAAGCCGGUUUGUGUUUAUACGGUAACGAUUUAUGGGAGAAUGACCUUACCGUCGGUGAAGCCGGAUUAGCAUGGACAAUAGCCAAGGAUAGGAGGACUGAGGAUCAAGUAACUAAAUUCCCAGGAUGGGGUAAAGUUAUACCAUCAUUAAAAUUAGCUAAUAUGUCAAAAAGACGUGUUGGUCUCACCGUUGAAAAAGGUCCAGCGGCUAGACAAAAUGCAUCAAUAUUGAAUACUAAUGAAGAGAAGGUCGGUCAUGUAACUUCGGGUGCACCUUCGCCAACUCUCAAUCAAAAUAUCGCUAUGGGAUAUCUGCCAAAAGAAUUCGCAUCUAUCGGUACAAAAGUGUUGGUUGAUAUUAGAGGUCGUAAACGCCAAGCUGAAGUUGUUAAAAUGCCUUUCGUCGCUAACAACUACUAUCGCGAGGGUAUGGGUAUAUAGAAAAUUAAACAUGUACAACUUAUAGCAUUAUCCCCAUGCAACUGAUGUACUUUUGAUUUUGUUAGCAAAAGAAGAUAUUGAAAAGUAAACAAACCUAUAAUUAACAAUCAAAUGUCCUUCAGUUCCAUAGCAUUUGUAUAAGUUUCCAAUUGUAUCGUCGGGUGUAGGUGCAAAAGCACUAUUAAUAUAACAGAACUAUUGAAUAUUCAGCUAAUUAGUCAUAACCAUACUUCUAUACUAACAAUUGGACAGUUCGAAUUU